AUGAGGGAAAGCAGACCUAUAUUUCCCAUCCAAGAAAAUACAGCCAUCUCGUAUCCAGGUCAGUGUGAACAGUCGGUAAGUAUUUUAUUUUUUAUGUUUGAAAUUUAGGUAUAUUUGGGAUUUGUUUGGAGAAACUCGAGGUUUGGCCUCAUGGAUAAUAUAAAAUUUCCCUCGGAAUCAAGGGGAACCAUCUUUUUGCUGGAUGUUUAACACAUUAGAUUGAUUUCAGGACUUUCUAAAAGCCGUUACAGCCGCUUCGGAAGGAGAUGUUACAAUUUUGGACGAGAUGAUCAAGCUCCACGGAAGGAACAUGGUAAAUUGGAAAUCAAAUGAUAAUCAGUCUCUCUUGCACUAUGCCGUCCGACAUGAGCGAUUAAAUGUCGUCAAGUUCUUGGUUGAGUAAGUUUUUGCAGCAAGUUUUCCAGAAAUUAUGUUAUCCUUGGUUGAUCAGAUGCAAAUUCUUCUUGUGUAGACGGUAUAAUUAUUUGAUAUUUUCAGGAACCGAGCUGAGAUCAACGUGUAUGACUCCAUGCUAAACACAGUUUUCCAUUAUGGGGCCAGAUUUCAGUCGCCACAAUGUAUGAAAUAUUUGUUGAAACUUUUGAAGGGUCUGGCCAGAAAUAAAUUGGGAGAUAUGAAGUUGGAGAAGGGCAAUUUGGAGAUUGGUGAGUGCUUUGUGUUGUGUUUUGUUUUUAGAUUUCAACAAAGGAUUUCAUCGGUCUGAAAUCACGCACUUUUGAUGUUAUACUUGACCCAUCUGAAGAAACCAAGUUAUUUUCCUUUGAUUUCAGCAAAGCGUUUAUUGGACGACCCCGCAAUAGAUGGAAGGACACCUCUGCAUUAUUCCGCGAUGCAUAGGGACGCUGAAAUUGCCGGGGUACGUUUUGAUUUGCGUCAUUUUCGAUGAACGUCUGAGCUCAUGCGCAAUACAUUCUUCUCACUUUUUUUAGAUGAUUCUCCGAGCUCUUUAUGUCCUAUUCGAUCCGGAAGACUUUAUCAAAGCUGCCACGCGUCUGGAUUCCCAUUUUCACACAGCUGCCCACAUUGCUUGUCGGUAUAAAAGCAUAAAUGUCUUGAGAUUAUUCAUUGAUCCGUACGAGUGCUUUCGGACGAUUGGAGAAGGACGAGGAGUGUGUAAAGCAAUGGUAAUUGAGAUCCACAAACGGCUACAGACACCCGACAUACAAGGGAGAUGUUUCAAUCCGAAGAAAAAGAAGACCGAAGUCAAGAAGAUUGAUGUGAGAAAAAACUUGUCCUUGGCUGUAAGUAUUUUGAUUUUUUGUUGUUUUGAGUUUAGGGAACAGGGAUAGCCCUUUGUGAACCUGGUUAUCAGCGAGUUUUUUUGUCGUAAACUGCAUACAUGCAGUUCUUGGCGAUUUCCGAUAUUAUGCAUGACCUCGGGUCAGAAAUUUUUGGGUUUCUUGUAAUUUCUCCGAAUAUUUAUUUUAAUUUUUCUUCAGGAGCCAGUUAAAUUCCUAAAGAGGGCAUAUUCAAGUAGAACACGUGAAGAAAUGGCCAAGACAAUGAUGAAAAUGCGUCAUGAAAACGAACGCCUUCGCUACGAAUUAGACAAAAUACGCUCUGAAUUGAAUAAAGAAAAUCCGGCUGAGCCUGAGGAGAAGGACUGUUUUGUUGAAGUUCAGGUAUGAUUCUGGUUAUUUUUUUGGAUUUUGUUUUUAGAUCUAUUGGAGAUAAUUUUGGAUAUAAGUUUUUUCGAAGUAAUCGGUAUACCUAUUUCCAGAAGAACGUAAUAAUUCAAUUGCCGUCAAUCGAUCUGGACAAACUCGAUGAAACAGAGCAAAAAGAGGUACUUUUUUAUUUGAUACCUAGUACAAUAUAAAAAGUUGUUAGAUUCUAUCCCAAAUAUUUCUCCGAUUGUUUCGAUUUGAUUGUUCUGCUUUCAGCAUGAGGAUUCCUCGACAUUCCCCUCGCACCGCAUACAGGAAAGUGUUACUGAGCGGUUCAAAAACACAAGAAUCGAGAAGAUGCCGUCGGACUCCAAAAUUUCUCGGCCUGAGUUCAAUUCAUCGGAAUUGAGGUCCAUUUACACUUUUUCGUCCUUAUCGUCGCUUGAAAAUUCAGAUUUCUCAGCGUUUUCUGAUCCAUAG
This is a messenger RNA of Bursaphelenchus xylophilus (pine wood nematode), 2108 nucleotides long. The record is from the annotation of a GenBank genome assembly. NCBI's taxonomy places the organism in Eukaryota, Metazoa, Nematoda, Chromadorea, Rhabditida, Aphelenchoididae.